CGCCCCUAAAAUCUGUUUUCAAUUUUACAGAAAUCUUUUGAAAUUUGGCACAGUAUUCAAAAGUCCGUGGAAAGAAAAAAAAAAUUAAAAAAAAAAACUUGUCCUAGCUUCAGCUUCCAACUGAGAAAACAGACUUGCUUCUUUUCAACAGUUUUCACAGAUCCAGUGACCCAAGUUCUGAAGUCAGAAUUAGCUAACUUUUAAAGACAUCUGGAAAAAUGAAGACAUGGCAAAAAAUUGUUUUUGGAAUUUCUAUCUCUGCUGUGCUUGCUUUAUUGGUGAUGUGUCUUGUCUUGCGUCCUUCAAAAGUUCAUAACACUGAAGAAAGCACAGCAAAAACACUCACAUUGAAGGAUAUUCUAAAUGGAACAUUUUCUUAUAAAACAUUCUUUCCAAACUGGAUUUCAGGGCAAGAAUAUCUUCAUCAUUCUUCAGAUGAUAAUAUAGUACUUUAUAAUAUUGAAACAGAAGAAUCAUAUACCAUUUUGAGCAAUGUCACUAUGAAAAGUGUGAAUGCUUCCAGUUAUGGCUUAUCACAUGAUCGACAAUUUGCAUAUCUAGAAAGUGACUAUACAAAGCUUUGGAGAUACUCUUAUACAGCAACAUAUCACAUCUAUGACCUCACCAAUGGAGAAUUUGUAAGAAAAAAUGAGCUUCCUCGUCCAAUUCAGUAUUUAUGCUGGUCACCUGCUGGGAGUAAAUUAGCUUAUGUCUAUCAAAAUAAUGUGUAUUUGAAACAAAGGCCAGAAGACCCACCUUUUCAAAUAACAUAUAAUGGAAAAGAAAAUAAAAUAUUUAAUGGAAUCCCAGACUGGGUUUAUGAAGAGGAAAUGCUUGCUACAAAAUAUGCUCUCUGGUGGUCUCCUAAUGGAAAAUUUUUGGCAUAUGUAGAAUUUAAUGAUACAGAGAUACCAGUUAUUGCAUAUUCCUAUUAUGGUGAUGAACAAUAUCCUAGAACAAUUAAUAUUCCGUACCCAAAGGCUGGGGCUAAAAAUCCUGUUGUUCGGGUAUUUAUUAUUGAUACCACUUACCCUGAAUAUGUAGGUCCCAGAGAAGUACCAGUUCCAGCAAUGAUAGCCUCAAGUGAUUACUAUUUUAGUUGGCUUACAUGGAUUACUGAUGAACGAAUAUGUUUACAAUGGCUAAAAAGAAUCCAAAAUGUUUCCGUCUUGUCUAUAUGUGAUUUCAGGGAAGACUGGCAGAUGUGGAAUUGUCCAAAGACCCAGGAACAUAUAGAAGAAAGCAGAACUGGAUGGGCUGGUGGAUUCUUUGUUUCAACACCAGUUUUCAGCUAUGAUGCCACUUCAUACUACAAAAUAUUUAGUGACAAGGAAGGAUACAAACAUAUUCACUAUAUCAAAGACACUGUGGAAAAUGCUAUUCAAAUUACAAGUGGCAAGUGGGAGGCCAUAAAUAUAGUAAGAGUAACACAGGACUCGCUGUUUUAUUCUAGCAAUGAAUUUGAAGGAUAUCCUGGAAGAAGAAAUAUCUAUAGAAUUAGCAUUGGAAGCUAUCCUCCAAGCAAGAAGUGCAUUACUUGCUAUCUGAGGAAAGAAAGGUGCCAAUAUUACGCAGCAAGUUUCAGUGACUAUGCCAAGUACUAUGCACUCAUCUGCUAUGGGCCAGGCCUCCCCAUUUCCACCCUUCAUGAUGGCCGUACUGAUCAAGAAAUUAAAAUCCUGGAAGAAAAUAAGGAAUUGGAAAAUGCCUUGAAAAAUAUUCAACUUCCUAAGGAAGAAAUUAAGAAACUUCAAGUGGAUGAAAUUACAUUAUGGUACAAGAUGAUUCUUCCUCCUCAAUUUGACAGAUCAAAGAAGUAUCCCUUGCUAAUUCAAGUGUAUGGUGGUCCCUGCAGUCAGACUGUCAGGUCUGUUUUUGCUAUUAGUUGGAUAUCUUAUCUUGCAAGUAAGGAAGGAAUAGUCAUUGCCUUGGUGGAUGGUCGAGGGACAGCUUUCCAAGGAGACAAAGUCCUGUAUGCAGUUUAUCGAAAGUUGGGUGUGUAUGAAGUUGAGGACCAGAUCACAGCUGCCAGAAAAUUCAUAGAAUUGGGUUUCAUUGAUGAAAAGAGAAUAGCCAUAUGGGGCUGGUCCUAUGGAGGCUAUGUUUCUUCACUGGCUCUUGCAUCAGGAACUGGUCUUUUCAAAUGUGGCAUUGCAGUGGCUCCAGUCUCCAGCUGGGAAUACUAUGCAUCUAUCUACACAGAGCGAUUCAUGGGUCUCCCAACAAAAGAGGAUAAUCUGGAACACUAUAAAAAUUCAACUGUGAUGGCAAGAGCAGAAUAUUUCAGAAAUGUAGACUAUCUUCUCAUCCACGGAACAGCAGAUGAUAAUGUGCACUUUCAAAACUCAGCACAGAUUGCUAAAGCUCUGGUUAAUGCACAAGUGGAUUUCCAGGCAAUGUGGUACUCUGACCAGAACCACGGCUUAUCCGGCCUGUCCACAAAGCACUUAUAUACUCAUAUGACCCACUUCCUAAAGCAAUGUUUUUCUUUGUCAGACUGAAAAACAGACACAAACCUGUGUCACAAUCAUAUAAAAUUGUUUGCUUGUUUUACUUUUUAUGCUGUUAAAUGUUGGUAUAAACAAUUAAAUGAAUAUCAUGCUAAGGGGUGUGGGGUAGGGAUAUAAGGACUAAGUUAAACCUAAAUACUGUUUACAUUUUUUGCUACUCUGUGAAGGAAAUAGGAAAAAGCCAUUUGCUUUAGGCAUAAAUCGUGUUUUAUUUCCUGUUCAUUAGAAGACAAAAAUAAAGUUAGAAGUUUAAGAGCUGUUAUUUUGUGUCUGUGUGUGUGUGUGUUGAUUCUGAAUUUUAGCCUCUAGUAGAAAGAAAUGCAUGCAAGAGGUGGGCCCUAGAAGGUAGAAGAAGUUUUGGACUCGUAGUUAGAACUCCGAAUGAUGGAACAAAUGAGUGGCUCAGGAUGUCCAAAAACAGUGUUCAGAAGUUAAAUUUAGGCCAGAGAGACAGCAUAAUGGUUAUGCAAAAUGACUUUUCAUGUCUCAGACUCCGAGGACCCAGGUUCAAUUCCCAGCACCACCAAAAGCCAGAGCUGAGGAAAAAAAAAAAUGGUGUAUUGCACCAAAGUAAAAGACUAUGGGUUGGGGGAAAGGGUUCAGGUCCUGGAACAUGAUGGCAGAGGAGGACCUAGUGGGGGUUGAAUUGUUAUGUGGAAAACUGGGAAAUGUUACACAUGUACAAACGUUGUAUUUUACUGAAACUGUAAACCAUUAAUCCCCCAAAAAGAAAUUUAAAAAUAAUAAUAAUAAAAUAAAUAAAAUAAGAAGUUUCACAA
Molecule: messenger RNA, 3289 nt
Organism: Erinaceus europaeus (western European hedgehog)
Lineage: Eukaryota; Metazoa; Chordata; Mammalia; Eulipotyphla; Erinaceidae
Gene: FAP
Product: fibroblast activation protein alpha
Exons: 26
Coding region: 219-2501 (760 amino acids)
Biological process (GO): proteolysis
Molecular function (GO): dipeptidyl-peptidase activity; serine-type endopeptidase activity
Source: RefSeq, a predicted model, not a curated record